Eriocheir sinensis (Chinese mitten crab) is the source of this 9939-nucleotide messenger RNA. It is a transcript of the gene l(3)80Fj, whose product is annotated as eIF-2-alpha kinase activator GCN1-like. Gene Ontology annotation, biological process: regulation of translation; cellular response to amino acid starvation. Lineage: Eukaryota; Metazoa; Arthropoda; Malacostraca; Decapoda; Varunidae. Bases 48 to 8036 code for a protein of 2662 amino acids. Gene Ontology annotation, molecular function: protein kinase regulator activity. The record is from RefSeq and is a predicted model, not a curated record. Gene Ontology annotation, cellular component: cytosol. The transcript has 44 exons.
GGCAAGAGGGACACAGACACACAGACAGACAGACAUUCACUGACAACAUGGGCGAGACAGAGGUGAUAGAGAAACUGAAGGGCGUCCCACAGCUGCUGGCGGCCUCCAAACGGGCUAAAAGAAGGGCCGGCAUUGAUACAGCCUUGGAGGUGGUGACGAGGGAGGAGCUCCCUGAGGCUGUUGUGAAGGGUGUGUCAAGGCUUGCGGUGCAGGUGGUGCAGAACUACACCGACGGCCCCUCCCGCGUGCGCCUCCAGGAGCUGAUCUUUACCCUCGCCAAGAAACAUGGAGCGGCUGUCCCUGCCCUGGCUGGCGCCCUCCUCAGCCAGGCCCAGCACCACGCCAAUGUCCCACACUCCACGUGUGCCCUGGCCCGCACCCACAUCUCGUCCGUGGAGGUGGCUGCCCAAGUGUGGUGCAUCAUGGUGGAGACCAAGCACCCUUUCGCCACCAAGGAGGCCACGGCACUCACUGAGGCCUUGGCUAUCCACUACGCCCUGACAGUGGCCGCAAACAACAAGACCCUCACACGCAGGGCUAACAAUGCCAUUGGACAGUUCCUUAAGAAUGAGGAGCUCUUGAAGGCAGUUUGUGAGGCGGUGGUUAGCGGGGAGGCGAGUAUCCACCGAGUGAUCCUUGGGGGCCACCUGCUGCACCUGAUGGCCGAGGCGAAGGUGGCCGUGCCCGUAGACACUCUCAAGCUGACCCUCACGCAGGUGUAUGUUAAGCAGGUCCUUCAGUCCAAGAGUAAGCCGUGGCAGUUCGUGUUGGAGCACACCCGGCCCCUUCUGCGCCAACUGAGCCACCAGGAGUUCUCUGAGAUAGUGCUGCCGGCCGCCAAGAAGUCCCUGCUGCGCAACCCUGAGGUGAUCCUGCGGGCUGUGGCUCACCUUUGCUCGGGACUCAACCUGGACCUGAGCAAGUACCUCGAGGAGAUCAUCAAGACCCUGGCCAGUCCUCUGCAUGGCAAGGAGGACCAGGUGAGGGAGGACACUGUGGAGGUGUGUCGACAGCUGGCUAAGCAGUGCAGCGACGCCUCUGCCAUUGAGGCCUUCAUCAGCCUCCUCUUUGACGUGUUCUUCGGCUCUGACGGAAAGCUAACGGCCACGACACAUAAACUCUCAGUCCUUCAGGGGGUGGAGGCAGUGAGUGAGCACAGUGUGACGGGCAGCAGUGCACAGGCUCUCUCUGUCAAGGUGCUGGACAGGAUGAUGAAGGUGCUGGAGACAGAGAGCCAUGAAGGUACCCUCAUUCAGGCCCUCACUUCCCUUAGUGCAUGGACAGCCAAGUUCACCACCGACAUUCCCCAAAAGCUCAUAGACUUCCUGCCACGAGGCAUGACACUCAAGACCUCAACGGCAGGCAUCCGCGCCGCCUAUGUCCGGUGUCUGCAGGGCUGCGUCACCUCCUCCAACGCCCACAAAGCAGCGCCGGUCAUCAGUCACCUAAUCUCCUCCAUCGAGAAGGCGCUGAGUCAAAUAACACAGAUUCCCACUCUGGUGGAGGCACUGACUUCCUGUGUGCUGCUGCUGCGGCUGAGUGCUGCGGAUCUGAGCCUGGAGCAGCGUGUGGCCCCCAUCUGGAGCACUGCCCUGGACCUGCAGAAAGGCUACUUCACAGGGGAGAAGUUCCUCACACAGGCCUCAGAGGAUGGACUGCUACAACUGGUGACCUUCAGUGAGCUGCUGCUGUCCCAACACGGCGGGCGGCUGGGCAAGGACAUGGUCCUGGUGCACCAGGCGCUGGUCUGGUGCCUGGUGUGCCCUCACUCCAGGGUGCGUCUGGCUGCCCAGUCCUCCACCAAGAAGCUGGUGUCUGCGCUGGGGGGAGCUCAGCUGGCCACGGACCUCCUCAAUGCUCUCACCACAAUGACAAUGAACAACAAGAUCCAGUUGAAAAGGUCAGAAGAGCAAGAUGCUGGGGGUGGAAGUGGAGGGGGAGAGCUGAGCCCGGCUGGGGUGGCUCAGGCUCUCACCACCAUCUGCUCUCCCAGCACACACGAGCGCCGGCAAAAGGAACAGCUGGCUCUCCUUGCCCUGCGACCAGCCUUCCACCCGUCCCUUGCCCGUGAAUACCCGGCACUGUGGGAGCAGGUGUGUCGGUCCAUGGGGCUGGUGGCCAGGGACGUGAUCGCCAGCCAGAAGGACACGCUGGUCAAGCAGUUCACCACGGAAUUCAUACCUUCACCCAUUGACCAGCAGGUAUUUUCUGGCCUGUGUCGCCUGGCUGGGCAGGUCAUGCUGCCCCCUGUAGUCGCUUUCAUUAACAGCCGACUGAACAAUCCAAAGUUGGUUCAGAUCACCGAUGAAGAUUAUGCAAUAUACCAAACCCCCGAGGGAACACUCUACAACCAGAGUGUUGUUGAGAAAGCGUUUGAAGAUCACCUCAACACAAGGAACGUCAAGAAGUCCAACAAGGUGUACAGCCACAAGGAGCAGGUCAUGAUGCUGGAGGAGAAGAAGAAGGAGCUGGAGAGGAAGCGGAAGGAGGGGAAGCUGGAGCUCACGCCCAAGCAGAAGGAGGUGCUCAAGGCCCAGACUGAGAAGGAGAACAGCAUUCGUAACAGAGUGCGGGAUCUGUCCGAGAGCACCAAGUCUUCCAUCGCCCUGUUGGAGGCAGCCAUUGCAGGGAAUGUUGAGGACCUGGGCCCCCACUUCACGGUGCUGGUGCCGCUCCUCACCUGGGCCCUGCGGUCACACCUAGUGGCCCCGCAGAUGUGUGACCUUUUCAUCAAGCUCCGAACAGCCGUCUUUGAGACUCAGGAUGAAGUUUAUGCCCACACGCUGGCUAGGACGACCGUGCGAGUGUGUGAGCCAAUCAUGAAGCUUCCCAAGGACUGGCUGGGAGAGCGCCUGGAGGAUGCUGCCUUCAGGACCCUUAAGAUGAUCCACACAGCCACCGUCCCAAAGCAGUCUGGGCGGGAUGAGGACGAGGAGAAGUAUUACUGUGCACCGGGCUUCAUGUACUGCUUCCCCUUCCUGGAGUGGGUGCUCACUAAGCGCCUCGGGGGAGACGACAAGUUUGAGGCAGUGGCCAGUCAGGCGUUGCAGAUUAUUAGUGAGCACAUGGCCAUGAGGGGGGCUGACAGCACGGACCUCUACCACCCUCGCUAUCUCCCCCGCAAACAGCUCCUCACCCUCAUUAUCAACGUCAUCAGCAGCAUCUCGGGCCGCACGCAGCAGAAUGCCUGUGCAGUGCUGCAAGAGGUGUGCCGCUGUGGCUCCGGGGAACCAGGCUGCGACAAGGCCACCCCCGAGGAGAUCACCGUUCUCUUGGACACCCUGCAGGCCCCGGCACAGUCUGUCAGGGACGCGGCACUCAGGGGCUUGCUGGUGCUUGUAAAUUCCCUGCCGCGGGUGGAGGAGGACAUGGAGGCAUGGCUGCAGGUGGCCCAUCGCCUCUGGGUGGCCAAACACGACGUGGCAGAGGACGUUGCCAACCUUGCAGCAGAGCUGUGGACCAAAGCAGACAUGCAGGCCGACGGAGCCAUGAGUGAGGGCAUCCUGGGCGACGUGGUUCACCCGGUGUCCGCCGUGCGUGCCGCCGGGGCUGCUGCUCUCGCCACGCUGGCCAAGGACAACCAAGACCUGGUGUCCCCCAUCACCAUACAGCUCAUCGAGACCUUCAAGGAGAAAACAGAGAUGACCCCGGCCAUCCGAGACAAGUAUGACCGUGUGGUGGUAGAGGCCGUGGACUUGUGGGAGGGCCGGGCAGGGGUGGCCAUGGCCCUCCAGCAGCUGGCGCCCCUCCUCAAUGCCGAGACUGUGGUGACCCUGGCCAACUUCUUUGUGCCGGACGCCUUGGGGGACCGCAAUGCUGAGGUCCGGAACAAGAUGCUGGAGGCGGCCAUGUCUGUGGUGAACUCUCAUGGCAAGGAGACAGUGAACAGUUUGCUGCCUGUGUUUGAGAAGUUCCUGAACACAGCGCCCAACCAUGCCAGCUAUGACGCAGUGCGGCAAAGUGUGAUCAUCCUGAUGGGCUCGCUGGCCAAGCACUUGGAGCCCAGUGACCCCAAGAUCAAGCCCAUUGUGGCCAAGCUUGUCGAGGCCCUCCACACCCCGUCGCAACAGGUCCAAGAAGCUGUGGCCAACUGUCUCCACCCGCUGGUGCCGGCCAUCAGAGACGAGUGCCCCAAGCUGGUGUCCAAGCUGAUGACUGUCUUGCUGGAGUCUGAGAACUACGGCGAACGUAAGGGAGCAGCAUACGGCCUGGCCUCCCUUGUCAAGGGCAUGGGUAUCCUGGCCCUCAAGCAGCUGGACAUCAUGAACCAGCUCACCAAUGCCAUACAGGACAAGAAGAACUACCGGUACAGGGAGGGUGCGCUGUUUGCCCUGGAACAGCUGUGCAACAUGCUGGGCAAGCUGUUUGAGCCCUACAUCGUGCACAUCCUGCCCCACCUGCUGCUCUGCUUCGGCGAUGGCAACCAGUAUGUGCGCGAGGCCACCGACGACACGGCCAAGGCUGUCAUGAGCAAGCUGUCGGCCCACGGUGUGAAGCUGGUGCUGCCGUCCCUGCUGGCUGCCCUGGAGGAAGACUCGUGGCGGACAAAGACAGGGUCUGUGGAGCUUCUGGGCAACAUGGCCUUCUGUGCCCCCAAGCAGCUGUCCUCGUGUCUGCCCUCCAUUGUGCCACGGCUCAUCGAGGUGCUCAGUGACUCCCACAUGAAGGUGCAGCGGGCGGGUGGCCAGGCACUCAGACUCAUCGGCUCAGUAAUCAGGAACCCGGAGAUUCAGGCCAUUGUACCGGAGCUGCUGGCAGCACUGCAGGACCCCACCAAGAACACCUCGGCCUGCCUGCAGACCCUCCUGGAGACCAAGUUUGUCCACUUCAUCGAUGCUCCCUCGCUGGCCCUCAUCAUGCCUGUGGUGCAGAGGGCAUUCCAGGAUCGCUCCACCGAGGUGCGCAAGAUGGCUGCCCAGAUCAUCGGCAACAUGUACUCCUUGACUGACCAGAAGGACCUGCAGCCCUACCUACCCGGCAUCAUCCCAGGUCUCAAGGCUUCCCUCCUCGACCCGGUGCCCAAGGUGCGUGCAGUGUCAUCAAGAGCGCUGGGGGCCAUGGUCAAGGGAAUGGGUGAGUCCAGCUUUGAUGACCUGCUUCCGUGGCUCAUGCAAACCCUCACCUCAGAGUCGUCAAGUGUGGAUCGCUCAGGAGCUGCCCAGGGACUUGCCGAGGUGGUGGGAGGCUUGGGCCCCGAGAAACUCCAUCGCCUCAUGCCAGACAUCAUUGCCACGGCCGAGCGUUCAGACAUCGCACCGCACGUCAAGGACGGCUACAUCAUGAUGUUCAUCUUCCUCCCCACUGUCUUCCAGGAUGAGUUCACGCCUUACAUCGGCCAGAUCAUUCCCCCCAUACUCAAGGCACUAGCAGAUGAGAAUGAGUUUGUGAGAGAAACAGCAUUGAAGGCUGGCCAGAGGAUUGUCAACACCUAUGCAGAGUCGGCCAUCACCCUGCUGCUGCCGGAGCUGGAGGCCGGACUCUUCCAUGACAACUGGCGCAUCAGAUACAGCUCAGUGCAGCUUCUGGGAGACCUGCUGUUUAAGGUGUCGGGCGUGUCUGGCAAGAUGACCACUGACACAGCCCACGAAGACGACAACUUUGGAACAGAACACUCACAAAAGGCCAUCAUCAGAAUUCUUGGAGAGGAGCGAAGGAACAGAGUGUUGGCUGGGCUGUACAUGGGGCGGUCCGACGUGGCCAUCCUGGUGCGACAGGCGGCCCUUCACGUGUGGAAGGUGGUGGUGACCAACACACCCAAGACACUGAGGGAGAUCCUGCCCACCCUCUUCUCGCUCCUCCUUGGUCACCUUGCCUCCACCAGCUACGACAAGAGACAGGUUGCGGCGCGAACACUUGGCGACCUUGUGCGUAAACUGGGCGAGCGAGUGUUGCCAGAGAUCAUCCCCAUCCUGGAGGCUGGAUUGGGGUCGCCUGAGCCUGACCAGCGCCAGGGUGUGUGUAUUGGCCUGUCGGAGAUCAUGGCCUCCACCAGCAAGGACAUGGUUCUCUGCUUUGCCGACAACCUGGUGCCCACAGUCAGGCGGGCGCUGUGUGACCCGCUGUCAUCCGUGAGGCAAGCGGCGGCCCAAACCUUCGACUCCCUGCACGGCACUGUUGGCUUCCGGGCGCUGGAGGACAUCCUGCCCCACCUGCUUGCCGAGCUUGAGAAUGAGGACGAGACCCGUGAGUAUGCACUGGACGGCCUCAAGCAGGUCAUGGCCAUCAAGAGCAGGGUGGUGCUGCCCUACCUUGUGCCACAGCUGACUACACCGCCCGUCAACACACAAGCGCUGUGCAUCUUGGCGUCAGUGGCUGGUGACACCCUGACCCGGCACCUCAGCAAGAUCUUGGUGGCUCUGCUGGGCGCUCUCAGUGACUCCGCCGGCAGCCCAGAGUACGACGAGGCACUGGGCCACUGUCAAGGAGUGGUCCUGGCUGUGACAGACGAGUCUGGUGUGAAUACCAUUGUGGACGAGCUUCUUCAGCACUCCAAGGGAAACAACCUUGGGGUGGCCCAGGCAGCCGUGGCCCUGCUGCUGGCCUUUUGUUCCAACACCCGUGCUGACUACAGUGACUAUGUGCCCCAGCUGCUGCGUGGCCUCAUCCACCUCUUCACUCACAGGGACGAGGAGAUGCUCAAGACCUCCUGGCUGGCUCUCAGUGCUGUCACCAAGAGUCUGGAUGCAGCACAACAGCGAUCGCUGGUUGCGGACGUGCGUCAGGCUGUCAAGUUUGCCGCCUCAGACCUCAAGGGGGAGGAACUGAUGCCUGGCUUCUGUCUGCCUAAAGGCAUCCAGCCCAUCCUGCCCAUCUUCCGCGAGGCUGUGCUGAACGGGGAGCCGGAGCUGAAGGAGGCGGCGUCCAAUGGGCUGACGGAGGUGAUCCGCCUCACCAGCUCAGAUGCGCUCAAGCCCUCAGUGGUGCAUGUGACGGGGCCGCUCAUCAGGAUCCUCGGAGACAGAUUUACCUGGAAUGUGAAAGUGGCCGUGCUGGACACCCUCGCCCUCCUGCUGGCCAAGACUGGCGUGAUGCUGAAGCCAUUCCUGCCACAGCUGCAGACCACAUUCGUCAAGGCCGUGCACGACGCCCACCGAGGGGUGAGGCUGCGUGCUGGUGCCGCCCUCGCCCACCUCAUCACCAUCCACACCAAGCCAGACCCGCUCUUCACGGAACUCCACAAUGCUGUCAAGGCUGCCGAUGACACCCCAACCAGAGACACCAUGAUCCAGGCCCUGCGCUGUGUGGUGCAGCCAGCUGGGAACAAGAUGAGCGACGGUGUGCGGCGGGCGCUGGUCACCACCCUCACCUCCCUCCUCACCCACGACGACGACUCCACCCGCCUCUGUGCUGCGGGGGCCCUCGGGGUGCUGGUGCCCUGGCUGCCCCCAGAAGAGCUGCGGCCCCUCCUCACUCACCAUGUCCUAGAGGAUAACAGUAAUGCUGACUGGACAGUGCGGCACGGAAGGUCAGCUGCACUCUUCUCUGCCCUGAAAUCUGCUCCUGCCAAGAUCCUGGAGGUGGCCACUCCAGACCAGAUCUCCGCCACCUUGCUUUCCUACCUGUCGUCCGAUCGCCUGGCCCUGGUGGAGAAUGCCAUGUCCGGGGUGGCCUUCCUUGCCACUCACCAGCUGGCCUUGGGAGAAAGUGUGCCUCCUGUGCUUCUGCAGACGUUUGCUAAGCUGAUCAACCACAGCAGCAACGAGGUGAAGCAGGGCAUGUGCCGAGCCUCCCAGUACUGUGCGGAGAAGCUGGCAGAAUCCGAUGGCUCCCUGCUGCCCGUGGAGGUGGCCAAGCCCUUGAUCCCUAUGUUGGUCAACGGCACCAAGGAAAAGAACCAGGUUGUGCGGUCCUCGGCUGAGAUGGCGCUGGUGGCACUUCUGCAGCUGAAGGAUGGCGACCAGGGCUCCCAGGUGAUGUUGGCGGCCCUGGAGUCUGGUGGCCGUGAUGCUCUGAGCGAGGUGAUCAACAAAUCCCUACGACGUGCCACCUACAUCCCCGUGACCCCGGCAGAGAUAGACCCCACGCUCCUCACAUGAUGGGGCAGCAGCGGGGGCCUCGGGGGUGACAUGACACAGCGACGGGUGGAGAGGUGACAGCAGGGGGGAGGGGGAGUGGCAAGGUCGUGACGGGUGGUGGUGGGAGGGGCGACUUCUGCCACUCCUCUUAAGUAGCUUUGGGGUGUGUUUGUCAGUUUGUGUGUUGCUCCUUUCCCCUUGGUGCUCCUGUCAGGGAUUCAACUACUCUGGAAAACUGACCAGAAAUAUUAAAAAAGGCACUACUGCUAAAAGAAAGGUUGGUAUAUGUUCUUUAUUUUCACAGGAGCUCAGUUUUAAACCUUAGCUCAAGUUUCUAGUGUUUUCUUGAUAGAGAUACCAAUCGGAAAGUUGUGAAUGAAUUGGCAAGCAUGCCCUACACACACACACACACACACACACGCACACGCACACACACACACACACACACACACACACACACACACACACACACACACACACUGGUGCUCUCAGCCAUCCUAGGAGUUAAGGAAUCAACAUCAUCCUCUAUAUUUGAUACCUCCUUUAGUAACACCUCCAUCCUUCACGACAUUAAGCUCGGUGACGUAACAGCUUGUAUUACCAAAUCGGUCUGUGUAGUGGGGAAACCGACUCCACAGUGUUACGUGGGGUAGUUUAUAACAGUAUCCAGGGUAAGGAGAUAUAUGUACAGCAAAGAUUAAUGGCCAUUUUAUUAUUGUCUGUGAGAUGUUUGCAAUAAUUUAACCUAACCCCACCCACCAUUCCUUGUGUGAUGCCACAGAUGAAGUGUAUAUCUUGGCCACUGAUAUAUUUAACUGCCUCUUUUCUUUAUAUUGCAACACUCCAUAAACACAAGCUUUGGUAAUAAUCUUUCAGUGUACCGAGUGAUAUUUUUGCGAACUUGCUUUUCAUCAGAGUUGCCAUCAUAACUUGUUUCAUGAGAGUAAGGAUUGCAAGGACCCCACCUCACCUGCUUGUGUGGGAAAUGGGGUGCUGGUGAUGGUGACAUGACUUGUCAGACAGAUACAAUGGAAACAGUUGACUGAUUGUUGGUGUAAGGAUCCAGUCAAGACAGACACUAUGGUCGGUAUUAUAAGAUACUUUCGCCUCUCACAUCAUCUAUUUGUAAAGGCCAAGGAGGGGGCAGUUGGGUUUUAAUGAGUGUUUCUUGAGGUUCACGGCACAUAAGAAGGAUCAAACUACCACCAGGGUCAUAAAACUACUCCUGGAAAUGCCCACAACUCAUACGAAAGCCUUGUCAAAUAUGUGUUUUUGGGCGGCGAAAUGUCUUGUAAUACGACUCUAUAUAAACAGGUGAAUGAUUGAUGGUGUAAAGAUCCAGUCAAGUUUGAAGUGGUGGUCUUGUAGCUUUAGGGAGGCAUCCAACAUAAUUAAUUUCAGGGGGUUCAAAGUUGUUAUUCUUUCUGUGCCGGCCAUGACAGAUGUUUGAAGGGCAUCAUUUAGGGAGAAAAAUGGUGUUCAUGGCAAUUCUAAUCAAAUUAACUGAUAUAAUUUCAAAUAUUCAGGGAAAAUUAAGUAUAAAUAUGAAUGUUUCUCUACACAAGGGUGAGGCACAGAAAACAUUUAUUAGGAGAGGCAUUGCCCCUUAAUAUCACCCCUGCCCAUGGACACAUUGGAGAAUUAGUAAAGGUUAUUAUUUUUUUUUGUAUUUUUAAUUUACUCAUCUUUUUUAUGUUGUCUAAUCGCACUCCAGUUUUCGUAAGCAUUAUAGUGGUGCGGGGUGACUGGCGGGUGCGUGAGGGAUGAAGGCUGUGGGAAUAGCCAGCUGGGUGGAGGAGGUAUUCUGGUGACGCCAUCGGGAAAAGUUAAGGAAAAUAUUUUUGUGGUGAAAGAGCACGUGGGUGAAGUUUCUUCUGGGCUGUAUGCCGAGAGGUGUUUCCCAAUAAAAUCAUGUUGAAAGAAA